Penaeus vannamei (Pacific white shrimp) is the source of this 1524-nucleotide messenger RNA. The record is from RefSeq and is a predicted model, not a curated record. Lineage: Eukaryota; Metazoa; Arthropoda; Malacostraca; Decapoda; Penaeidae.
AUGAAGACUGCACUCAUCCUGAUCUCGGUCUUGGCUGCCUUCGCCAACGCCUCGGUGCUUCGAAGCUCUUCCGUGGAGCGAGCGCCAGCCACUGUCCGUGUGAGCGGAAGCCGAUCCUCUCUCGAGCCCCUUAAGCUCACUGUGAAAGCCUUUAACGAGGAGCAUCAGCUUCGUCUGCAGCCUGCCCCCUCGCCCCUGGCUGCGGAAUUCAAGUUGCAGACAACCGCACGCGACAGUCAAGGACGACUGGUCAUUGAAGACGCACCACAUGACUCGCUCGUUCCUGAUCUAUACCAUGACCCCGAUACUGGUGCCGUGGUCUCCGUGGACGGCACUCAGGUGGAAGGCCUCAUAACGCCCACACUUGCCAUCAAGGCAAACGAAGACGGAACUCACCAGGCACAGCGACAGUACAUAGCUGAAGCCGGCGCUUACAACGACUACUUGGAAAUUCCCACAGAAGUCCGUCAGUAUCAAGCACAAGCUAAAAGCCCGAAAAGUAGUCGAGGUGCCCUCAGUGUCACAGCUGAGCUCUAUGUAAUAGUUGACAGCACCCUCGCUCAACUUUUGGGAUCCAACAGAAAAGUGAAAGAGUACCUGUCCGUGUUCUGGAAUGGAGUCAACAAGAGGUUUGCUACCAUGAGUGACCCAAAGGUCAAUCUGGUUCUGUCUGGGGCUCUUAUUGUUCGUGACUCAGCCGACGAGACUUACAUAAACGAUAAUGUUCUUCUGGAAAACUAUAUCCAUGGAGAAAACACACUUAAGUCUGUCAGCGAUUGGCUGUUCCAGAACAAAGCUACCUUGCCUGUUUAUGAUGUGGCCUACCUAAUGACGGGCAAGGACAUGGCUGAUGUUGAAUCUGGCAUGAUUCAGAAGGGUUUAGCUGGCAUCGCCUGGAGAGGAGCCGCAUGUGUUGUGGCCAGCGGUAACAAACGCUCUUUCAACACUGGCAUGGGUGAGGACAUGGGUGUGUACUAUAUGGGUGUAAUGACUGCCGCCCACGAAAUAGCACACAAUCUUGGCUCUCCUCAUGACGGUAAAGAUGGAGCAGAAGCUUGUUCAUGGGACGACGGCUACAUAAUGAGCUACAUUCCAGGCAAAGCCAACAAGCUCUUCUUUUCCUCGUGUUCCCAAAAACUGAUGAAGGAGUAUAUGGCGAGUGACGGGGGUGCUUGCCUUCGGAGGACCCAAGUAGGAGAGAAAAUUCCUCUCUCUUCCAAGCUGCCAGGUGAACUCGUCUCCAUGGACGAACAGUGCCAAAAGCAAACUGGCAAGUCAGAUGCCUAUGCCUCGAAAUCCGUGUCUGAGGACUCUCUAUGUGUCCAGCUGGUGUGCCAGUGGCAGGUGAAGGUUGGCUACAGCAUCUGGACUUACACCCAGUCGACAGGACGUCCAGCCGCCGAGGGUUCUGCAUGCAGGAGUGGCGGAACAUGUGUAACAGUUUAUGCUUGUAACUGCUUGUUCACGAAAAUGAACAUAUGCGUAGUGCGGGUGAACAACUAUGUCUGCACGGGGUGUACAUAA